Messenger RNA from Lucilia sericata (common green bottle fly), 3861 nucleotides. RefSeq lists its product as uncharacterized. Gene Ontology annotation, molecular function: calcium ion binding. The record is from RefSeq and is a predicted model, not a curated record. Gene Ontology annotation, cellular component: plasma membrane. Gene Ontology annotation, biological process: homophilic cell-cell adhesion. Lineage: Eukaryota; Metazoa; Arthropoda; Insecta; Diptera; Calliphoridae.
AAGGGGAAACAAGUAAUUAAAUUUGGUAAACUUAAAGAAAAAGUUUUUAAAAUGAAAAGUAAUAAAAAACUAGAAUUAAUAUUGUUAAUUUUAUAUUGGUCAACAUUAAUUUCAAAAUCUUUUGCUCAAAAUAAAGAAGCAAUAGAUUGUACCAACGAAGAAUUAGUCACCUCGAUAUUUAACGAACCCAUAGACCUAUCUCUGCGUGGCAUAAUAAAAAUCUAUGAAAAUGUUACAAUAAAUGAAAUUAUUUCGACCACCAAUAAUGAGUUUGAACUCAAUUAUAUUGAUGCCCGUUUGGAGACUUCUUCAACAAACGAAACGAAAAAUUUAAUACUUUUUACCACCGACUAUUUCGAAAAUUAUGCCAAAGAACAAACAGCGGCCAGGAUUUCUUUAAAAAUAAAUUUAGGCUGUGGCAUGGGUAAAGAACGGGUAGUGAUUUUCUUUCAACCUUUAAAAGAGGGCAAUUAUUUCAGUCCUCUAUUUUCUCGAGAGACUUAUGAAUUGAUUAUACCCACACCCAUUUUCGCUGGUUUUGAUUUGACCGCUUUUCUAGAGAUAACAGCCAAAGAUCAUGAUUUGACACACAAUCAAAUUAUUUUUACAUCGAAUGAUUCAUCGCAAUAUCACAUUAGCGUUGGUACAAAGAAUGCUACCAGCACUGAUAAGAAGACCUAUUUUGCUAAUUUAAUGGAAAAGAUUUUAUUAGAAUUGCCGCAACCGAUAGAAUUUGAAAUUGUUGCAACGGACAUUGGAGAACCUCCAAAAAGUUCUAAAGCUUUAGUGUCAAUACGUUCCGAUCCAAGACGUAGUUUACCACCUAAACCUAAAUUCGUUCAAACUCUAUACAAAAGACUUAUAAAUAUUGAUUUCACUAUGGAACCCCUACAAAUACAACUUGCCAAUGGAACCUACUCACCCGAUGUUCAAUUUUCCCUAAAUGGAGUUAAUAUUCAAGGGUUUAAUUUACUUGAUCGUAAAAAUGGUUCAAUAGAGAUCACAUGGAACUCGAAGAAUUUAAAUAAAAGCGAUAUAAUCAAGCGCAGAACAUGGGAAUUAGUGUUAAAAGCGGAACAUACAAAUCUAGCAGAAGUGGGAAGAGCAAAUGUGUUAGUGGAAAUGGCGGAGUUGAAAUACUACUUCUAUUUCGUAAGCUCCUACUACGAAGGUAAUAUAGAUGAAAUGGGAGAAUUACAUAUAACACCUAUCAUGUUCAACCCAUACACCUACCAACCAGAUAUAGAAUUUACCCUUCAAAGCGUACACGAUUUCUUCUACUUGUCAAAACAAAACUUUAGUAUACAAUUACAAUUAAAUAAUAACUUUACUUGGCAAGCUAUUGAUGACAUCGGCUAUUUAAAAUUAAGUUUGCAGGCGUCAUGGGAAAAUUUUUCUUCCAUGACGCAUAUCGUCAUAAAAUUACCACAUAUAAAAGAUGAAAUACCACAACAGAUGUUUCAGUUUGAAAAGCCUCUGUAUGUGGGUCAACUGAAUGAAACAUAUGACUUGGAAUUGGAAACAAUUGUUUUACAAACAGAUGUCAAUAAUGGCCAAGAAAUUGAGUUCAACUUGAUUGGCAAUGACAGCCAGCAGUUUUAUAUGAUGCGAAAUGAAAAUCGUCUUGAAAUUAAAACUAUUUUUAAUCUCUUGUCUAAACAAGAAAUUAAACUUAAUAGUUCUUAUUUAUUGAUUGUGGAAGCGAAACAUAACGAUCGUAAAACCUUUGCUAGUGUGGUGAUUAAUGUGCCUCACCAUCAGGAUAAUGUAAAAAGGAAGAUUUUCUCAACUCCUUUGAUAAAGGGUAAAAUGUUGAUUGCAAAUGACAACCAAACUCUUUCUAUGGAAACUGUUUACGUAGACAAGGAGUUCGGAGAAAAUUUUAAGGAUUUAAAGUUUCGUUUGAGAGGAGAUCAUUCUUUACAUUUUGAUAUUAAGGAAAAUAUAUAUAAUAGAUCUGUGGAUAUUGUGCUCAAAACCUCCUUAUCUGCAAAUAUUUUGGAGUCCAAACAAUAUCUUAAUUUGACUUUGCAAGCCUUAUUAACAGGUUCAAAUGGAUUUAAUGAUAACUUAAUAGUUUUCAUUGAUUUACCAAUGAAAGAAUGCCACCCACCUAAUCAAACUUUGCCCGAUCCACCAAAUUUUUCUAGUAAAAAUUACGUAUUUACCGCCUACACCAAUCAAACCGGAAUUCUCGGAAUAGUAAAUGCCUAUAGUUCUGGUAGUAAUACCAGUUUCCAUUAUAUGUUGAAUGUACAAAAUGAUCUUUUGGCCCAAAGACUUUCGAUAAAUCCCUUUACGGGAGAGUUGGGCCUGUACGGCAUUAUAGAAGAGGGAAAUUAUCUGUUUAACAUAACGGCCGAAAAUACAGCAACUCAUGAAAGAGCUGUUGUUAAAGCUCUUUUAAAAGUUCAGCCCAAAGAAGAGUGCAAAUUGUUUGAGGGCGUGGCAGUAGAGAAAACAUUAAUGAUACGUCAUAUAGAUGAGGAGAAGCCCUUUCAUGGUCUCAUGGAUAUGAACUUUAAUGAGAAUUGUACAUUCCAUAUAGUGGAUAUGUGGCCGAACGAUAAGGAAUAUGUCCAUGUCAACUAUAUCUUCAAUAUGUUAGAUACCAUAGCUAUUGAUCGUGAAGAUGAGAUUUUUCAAAAUAUGUCAGAACCCCAAGUUAUGGUUAAACUUAGACUGAAAUGUGACAAAGAUGAUGAUCACGAUAAUCUUACAAUAGAUAUAUCUCAGAAUAAACCAAUCGAAAAACGUUCUACACAAAUAACAUUCAGCGAUGAUAUAGCCUAUUCCCCGGAUAUUAUGUGGCUUUAUAUAAAAAUCGGUGAUAUUAAUGAUAAUCCUCCAGAAUUUAAAUUAUCCGAGGGACCUCUCUUUUUGGGCUAUCCAUCAGGAAAUGCGGCCUUAGAUAUUUACCCUGAAUAUUUAACCAAAAUAGAAGCUUUUGAUCGAGAUUUGGGUUUUAAUGCUAAAAUUAAAUUUACUAUGAGAGAUAACGCUUAUUUUGAUAUCGAACCAGAAACGGGUAAAAUAUAUCCCAAGGGAAAAGCGCUCCAGAAAGAUGAACAGACGGAACUAAUUGUAUUGGCUACAGAUCAGUAUGGUAAAGGUUUAACUUCUGGUACUGUAGUGGUAGUAAAAGCUUUAAGUCCAGAUUUUUAUAGUUUGGUUACUUUAAAAGAUAAUUCUACCAAAACUAAGCAAGAAUUAGAACAGGGGCUGAGUCAACAAACUGGUUUUAAUAUAAAUAUUAUAAAAAUGUCAUACGUACCUGAAAUUAUCUUGCAGAAAUCGGUUGUAAAUCACUCUUUAAGCUGCAAAGCAUGGAUUUAUGGCUACCACAGGCAUCAGUUGGUGCCUUAUAAAGAUCUGCAAGAACAAAUCUUGGUCAAAAAUCCUGAGGACAAUGUAGUAAAUAUAGAAUCUUAUGAAGAGGCAGCAUUUCAUUCAACUCCACAUGACAAUUCCAAUUUGGGUUAUUUAAUUGCUACAAUUCUUCUCUCACUUAUAAGUAGUUCUUCCCUAAUCUUUAUUAUCUGGCGCUUUUAUUAUAAACCCACACUGCUUACUAAUUGCAACACAAAGACUUUAUCACCAUCACUGGCGGCCAAUGCUAAUGGGAAUGGUCAGCAACAAAUCUCUGCAGAAUGUUCACAUGAUUCUUUAAAUACUAUGGAGUGUAAUAAUCAUGACGAGAUUCGUGUCAAGUUCAGUGAUCUUGUUGAAAAUGACAUUGUUGAAGAAUCUCAAUCAAAAUGAUGAAGAUUGUGAUUGAAUGAAAGUGUAAUUAUAUCAAAAUUAAGUGUUUUUUAAUUUGGAAGAUUUUUAUUUGUAUAUUUUUUUAAUAAAAGAAGAUUU